CAGCAGACGAUGGCCUCGUCAUCGGACAGCACAGCAUUACCUUCUGCGGGAACCCUGCGCCGAGAGAUCUCGACCUUUCUGCGGGCUGCAGCCGAUCCGAACGCCCUCACAUUCAAACAAGUUCGUCUGGCGGUAGAAGAGUCGCUGGGUCUUCCGGAAGGGUCGCUGCACAAGGGGUUCAAGUCCCAGAUCAAGGAGGCUGUGCAUUCUGUCAUGGACGACAUCGAAGCGGAUCGGGCAAAGACGACGGCCAAGGAAGAGGAAGAAGAAGAAGAAGAAGAAGAAUUCGUCGACGACACCACGCGCAGCGCCGCUCCUGCUCCCUCGCACAUCUACAGCAGCCGCGGAGAUACCGACGACCGUUCUGCUAUACCGAAAAACUCGUCGACGAAAAGGAAGGUCGCGACUGGUUCCGGGGGCGAAGACGCAUCCGGCGACAAGCACAGCAACAGAAAUAGUGGCAAUAAAACAGACGCAGCUGGUAACGGGAAGGAAGUCGGAACGAAGGAGGGGAAGAAGCAGAAGAAGGACAUUCGAAAAACCGGCGGGGAAGACGGCGGAGACGGGGACUUGGUGUGCGUGCUGGGAGAAACGAAGAGUGCGAGGAAGCAAGUCAACGUCAGGACCUGGAACAAGCGCACUCUGGUGGACAUCAGAGAGUUUUACCUGAAGGAAGCGAAGGAGUACAGGCCUGGAAAGAAAGGAAUGUCGCUCAAUCCCUCUCAAUGGGAGAUAUUGAGAAGCGCGGCUGGGCAAAUCGACGCAAACAUCAGGCGGCUGGCCUAG
Molecule: messenger RNA, 786 nt
Organism: Ectocarpus siliculosus
Lineage: Eukaryota; Phaeophyceae; Ectocarpales; Ectocarpaceae
Source: the annotation of a GenBank genome assembly